AUGCGGGAAGGAUGGAGACGGGAUCCUCCAAGCCUUGGCUCCGGAAAUGCCCUCGUAACUUUACUAGUAGUACUACUUUCAGUGCAACCGCUUGGAGGUCCGCAAGACCGUCCAUCAAUCAAGUGGCUUGCGACCCAGCCCAAGUGGCUUCUUGAGAUCGCAAUCGGUGGCGGUCCCUCCCACCCGACUUCGGUGACCCAUCCAGCCUCCAAUGAAGUCAAACGAACAGCCGUUGAUGUCAGUAGAGGGCGUCGGUAUGGAUUCAUAAAUACUUGCCUGAAGUCUCUGGUGGUUGAAAAAUAUGGUGAAGAAAUAUGGGAAAAAUUAAGAGUUCAAACUGGAGUACAGGAUAGCUUUAUGACCUUUGAAGUUUACCGUGAUGAGAUCACAAUGCAGCUAAUUGACAAGGCAUGCAAAAUGCUGGAUGUUCCUCCAGAUAUGGUCCUGAAGCAGUUUGGAGAGUAUUUUUUUGAAUUCUGUAAGCGGUCUGGUUAUGACCAUAUGCUGAGAACUCUGGGAGGAAACCUCUAUGAAUUUAUAGAGAACCUGGAUGCAUUGCACAGCUACCUGAGUUUGUCUUACCAGGAAAUGAAUGCUCCUUCAUUUAGGGUAGAAAAGAAUGAAGACGGGUCAAUGCAUUUGCAUUAUUACUCAGACAGACGAGGGUUGUGUCAUAUUGUUCCAGGAAUCAUUGGUGCAGCAGCCUUGGAUUUUUUCAACAUUGAAAUUUCCAUGGAAAUUGUUAAUCAAACAGAAGAAGAAGAAAGGACAGGGAAAAAAGAGCACAUUGUGUUCCUUGUAACGCAACAACCGGUAUUUUCACAGAAAAGAAGAAACAAAUUCUCUUCCUCUCCACAAUACUUUUCAAGUUCACAAGGAGAAAAACAGCUGAAUAAAGAGGAUCUUGAAAGAACGAUGAAUAAGAUCAGAGAUAAAACAAGUCGGCUUUCCACCCGUCCUAUUAAGAAAAGCCACUGGGAAACCAUCCGAGGAAUUGUGACAAUAGGAAAAGGACGACUUCUGAGAGGAUUUGAUCCUGUCUAUCCAAAGACCCUCUGGAUAGAUCCAAAGACUUUCUGCAAUGGGCUUCCUUUCCAUAUCGUGUUUGAUGAAGAACUCAGAGUGAAGCAAGCUGGAGUCAGCAUUCAGAAGAUUGUGCCUGGCCUUCAGACCAUGGGUAUCCGCCUCAAUCAGUAUUUCAGUAUUGUACGCCCUGAAGUGACAUUCACCAUUUCCAGUGUCCAGAAAUUCAUCAACAGCCAAUUUGUUUUCCGGACCAAGAGAGAGAUGAUGCCAGAAUCCUGGAAGCAGCGUCCUAUGCUGGAACUGAGAGGGCAGAUGAUCUGGAUGGAGUCUGUUCAGUGCAUGCUCUACCUAUGCUCUCCUCUCCUUCGCACUCUGCACGAGCUGGAAGAAAGGAGCAUGCACAUUGCGGACAUUGCACCCCAUGAUGUCACCCGGGAUUUGAUUCUUCUCAACCAGCAGAGGUUGGCUGAGAUGGAGCUUUCCAAUCAGCUUGAGAGAAAGAAAGAGGAACUGCGAAUAUUGUCAAAGCAUCUGGAAGAAGAGAAGAAGAAAACCGAAGCCCUUCUAUAUGCCAUGCUCCCAAAGCAUGUGGCCAACCAGCUGAAAGAAGGGAAACGAGUCGAGGCAGGUGAAUUUAAAGAGUGCACCAUAUUAUUCAGUGAUGUUGUAACUUUUACCAACAUUUGUGCCCAGUGUGAACCAAUCCAGAUAGUCCUCAUGUUAAAUGCAAUGUAUCUGCGCUUUGACAGGCUGACCACAGUUCAUGAUGUCUACAAGGUGGAAACCAUAGGAGAUGCCUACAUGGUAGUAGGGGGUGUUCCUGUACCUGUAUCAACCCACGCUGAACGGGUUGCCAAUUUUGCCCUUGGAAUGAUAGUGGCCGCUAAAGACAUAAAGAAUCCAGUUUCUGGAAAUCCCAUUCAAAUUAGAGUUGGAAUCCACACAGGCCCUGUCCUUGCGGGAGUUGUUGGAGAAAAAAUGCCACGUUAUUGCUUAUUUGGAGACACAGUGAAUAUUGCAUCCCGGAUGGAGAGCCAUGGGGUACCAAGCAAAAUCCACCUCAGUGCCAGUGUUCAUCAAUGCUUAAAGGACAAGAAUUUUGAGAUGCUGGAAAGAGGAGAAAUUGAUGUGAAGGGCAAAGGGAAAAUGCACACUUAUUUCCUGGUUCGAAAUACAAUUGCAUCUGAGAAUGAGAUCAUGGGAAAGUCAAUUAGGGAGUCUGACCUGAGCCCUGAACCUACUCAAUUGUUUCAGGAGUGCAAGGUCGAUGCAUUCAAAAACUCAUGUUCCCAAGAUGUACAGCCAAAUUUGGAUGAGGAAUUGCUUCCAGUCAUAGCAAUGAAGUAUGCAGAUAGUCCCAUGGAUGUAAACACUGAUGCUAAAGGGAGAAAUGAAACGAGGAUGACAGAUGUCACAGGCAAACUACAUGAUACAGAGGCCCAUGCAAGUCCUCAUGGUGACCAGCAACCAAGGAAAGAUCCUUAUCAUCUCAUGCAAGGAAGAAGAAAGCCAGCAGCGGAAGCACCACGGAUCAGGAAUGUCAGAAACGUCAGAUCCAAUUUCUGCAAUUUACUUUAA
Messenger RNA from Varanus komodoensis (Komodo dragon), 2604 nucleotides. Its product is annotated as guanylate cyclase soluble subunit beta-2-like. The transcript is spliced from 16 exons. The coding region runs from base 1 to 2604 and encodes 867 amino acids. Gene Ontology annotation, molecular function: heme binding; guanylate cyclase activity. Gene Ontology annotation, biological process: cGMP biosynthetic process; response to oxygen levels. Gene Ontology annotation, cellular component: guanylate cyclase complex, soluble. The record is from RefSeq and is a predicted model, not a curated record. Lineage: Eukaryota; Metazoa; Chordata; Lepidosauria; Squamata; Varanidae.